CUAAACGUAUCCCCUCCAAAUUGAAAACAACCGAAGGUCGACGCUGUUCUCGAUCCUGAUAGAGUAUUUUUGGUUAGGUUAAUAGCUGUGCGGAAGACAUUUGAACAUGAUUUCAGUGAUCAAAUAAAUCUGUAUUACAACAAAAUGGACGUACCUGGUGAUUUAACAUUGCAAUGGGUGGAGGAGGUAGGGAACGUUAUCCACGAAGAAGUAAUAUGCGGUUUAGAAGCAGAGCUCGUUGCUCCAGAAGAAGGGGUAAUUGGAGCCUGCGAGGAAGUCACAGUUGAAGAAACGGUAGAAUCGUGUCCAAAUGUUACUCCUACAGCAGAGUCAGAAAUCUUAAUGGUUCCACAAUCUAGUGACAUGGAAUCAAUUUACAUAGUACCGCAAGAUCAAGGACACGAUUACCUGAAUAUUCAAGUUACGGAAGAAGUGAUAGCAGACAAUUGGGAUAGAUCUGGCCACGAAGAUGGGGUUGAGAUACCGGACUCUAAAGUGUCUCACGAUAAUUUACUUGAAUACGAUGAUAUGGAAAUACCAUUGCCUAUUGACCAAGAUUCUUACACAAACAGUAGACCGUAUCCAUGUGAUUUUUGUAGUAGAAGGUUCAGGAAAAAAGCGAAUUUAAUGAAUCACAUGGUGGCACAUCAGACAGAUCGUCCUCACGGUUGCAACCUUUGUGGAGCACGUUAUGCUCGGAAGUGCGAUCUCAUGAAUCAUUUGAAGAUUCAUGCAUACGCGCCAUCCCGAGAUGGUUUAGAGGAUGAUUUGAACGAUGAAGAUCCACUGGCACCAGAGGUAGAGGAGUCUACUAAAGGUAGACGUAAGAAGGUUCAGUCUAGUGCACCAAGGAAACGCAAGAAUUACUCUGCUCUUCCGAAGCGUAGUGUCGAGGAUAGUAAAAUGGAAAUGAGCAAGUAUGUCAAUGAAUCUUACGAUUAUGUCGACGAAGAUACGCGUUUGUUAGAAGAAAUGACUAGUAGAAAUUCUACAUGCAGUGGUAAUUACGCGUCAAGCUCGAAGUGGAACGAUCAGAUAUCGUCUGUAUCAGCUGAACCUCAAGCACCAAGGUGGCCUAUAACCGAUCCCACAAAACCAUAUGUGUGUCAAUUCUGUGGCGUUGGUUUUGCACGAGAAAAAGCACUUGCAUCUCAUGCACGUAUACAUGGUGGUGAUAGUCCUUUCGAAUGUACAUCAUGCGGUGAUAUGUUUUGGGAUGUUAACAGUUUAAGAGAACAUGUCCGUUCUAAGCAUGGUGGUACUGUGCAAUCCGAUACAGAAGAAUACGACAAUGAUGCUACAUACACAGGUGAUGAAAGAUUUGGAGAAUUCUAUUGCAAUACUUGCGGUGUACCCUUUCAUCGUUUGGACUUACUUAAGCGUCACCAAAAGAUUCAUAUCAAGCAAGAAGAUGAUACAAUGGAAGGUUCGAGUCAACAUCAUGUGUGCAAUGUUUGCGGAGAAUGGUUUGAAGAGGCUUUGGCAUUGUUAGCACACGCUGAACUUCACGCAAGAUCACCCAGUCGUCGGUGCUUAUUAUGCGGCGAGAGAUGUCGCGAUGACGCAGAAGUCGCGGAGCAUGUACGUCAAAAUCAUGCUGAGGAUGCUCCACCGAACACUUGUACACUUUGUGGGAAAACAUGUAAAGAUAAACGGAGUUUGUUGAAGCACUCGUGGGUUCAUAAUGUGGAUAAAACUUUUGGGUGUACAAAGUGUGGAAAACGUUUCCACAGCAAAGCCAGAUUACGGAGACACAUGGUGUCGCAUCGUAAUAAAAUGGUUGUUUGCGACGAAUGCGGAGAGGAAUUUCCUGAUGGUAGAGCUUUGGUGAGCCAUCGUCAUUCACAUAACAAAGAUUUGGGUGGCCGUUCUUUCCCGUGCAGGGAAUGUGGAAAAACAUUUGGCAGUCGUAGUUCGCAACAGAUUCAUAUACGUAUUCAUACAGGAGAAAGACCGUAUGGUUGUAGAUUUUGUUGGAAAGCAUUCGCUGACGGUGGCACUUUAAGAAAACACGAGCGUAUUCACACAGGCGAGAAGCCGUAUGGAUGCGCAAUUUGUCCACGCGCUUUUAAUCAGCGAGUUGUUCUGAGGGAACACGUUCGCGCACAUCAUUCAGGUCCCGAUCCAAAAUGCGUAGGUAGCAUCACACCUUAUUUGUGUAAAGUAUGCGGUGAUGCUUACGGGACAUCCGAAGAGAUAGUCGCGCACAUUGUGCAGCAUUGUGACGAUAAUACUGCGUUAAGGCGACAGCCGCAGACUGGGCCACGCAAAUACAAGAGAAGACGUAAGCUCAAACCGCACGAGACAAAUACAAUGUUGCGUAUGAGUGAUCAAUACGAUAUGAUGGAAGGGGGUUCCGAUUCGGACGAUAACACAAAGAGAAAACUUGGAAGGAAGAACAAGCAACACCGGUCGAACGUCGAGGAAGGAUAUCAAAAUGUUUUGAAGAGCUUCGAGAGCUCUCUGCAGAACAUAAACUCGAUCGUUAGUAAUUCGAAGUUGAAUCCAGGGAAGUCCAAGCUGUCCAAGAAGAAGCUUAGGAAAGAGGAGAAGAAGAACGAGGCUCAAACUUCGUGCCAGCCUGGCAGACCAAAAAUGAUUCACACGCAGAAAACUCGUGUCCCUGUGGAGAUCGGUAGUGACGGAGUUAAGAAGGGUCAGAAAACUAAAACUAUGGUAACGAGGACUCCCAAAGUAAUGCCAAAUGAACAUAAGUUAGGGAUUUUUCCGGGUGGGGAGAGAAAUCGACCGAGAACGAAGAAUGUUAGUUAUCACAUUGAAGGAAAGCUUCAAUCGGCACCGGCGACAUUCCCGAAACCAAAGGAUGAUAAAGCUCUGAUACCGACGCAUCAGUUGUUGCCAUUGACGAAUAUAAAGCUGGAACCUAACUUGCCAAAAGUACCGAGUAACAAUCAUAGAAAUAACAACGGUAAUAUUCUCGCCGUUAACGACAAGCUGGAUUCAUCGCCUAGAAAAAGGUCCGGCGUCUUGAAGAAGAUCAAGAAACAAAAACACGGAAUAAAGCAGGAGCCAAUGGAUAUCGAUCAAGAAGAGAUGCAGAACAACAAUAACACAGAGAACACAGAUUCUGCGAGAUUAAUGGAGCACGCGAUGGACGGAAGUCACUUGGAAGUUGCAUUUGAAGCGAGCAUCUCCGCCGAAGAAGACAAGUAUCAUCUUGCCGACAUGGGCAAAGUAAACAAUACCGAUGAUAUUGGGCCCGGAAACUUAAAACUCAGUGUGAAAGUUGAAUCGACACCACAACGAAUGAUGGCUGUUCACCAUAGUGUUAUAGCGCCUGUGGAUGAUAUUCCGGAAACUAUAAUACCGGAUGCGGUAGAGUACACAUGUGAAAUGUGUUCCGCGGUGUUCUCCAGCCGUGCAGAGUUGUUGGUGCAUGUUCCGAUACAUAUUUGAUUUAAUUUGUUCAAUGCAAUUAAAGAAGGUAUGCGAAUUUGUUCUAUUCUAAGAAUAUUUGUUUAAUCAAGCAAUAUUUUAACAUGGUCAAUGAAGGUUUAAUAUGUUUAUUUGAAUUGGCAUCACACGUUACUAUUUGCCAAAAUUGUGUCCUCUGCUCGUUGUUCUAUGAAGCGCACUAAGUUUCCUUGUGUUUAACAUAGUAUUUUAAAACGUUGAUGCUGUCUUUAGUUUAUUGCGUCAUUCUAAGGUAUAUAGAAAUCAUUCGGGCGUUCCCGAUCAACAACAUCGUUGGAUUCCUUUUUCAUUUAUGGACUAUUUGUGUUUCUACAGCAAAGAUUCGACUCAAAAUUCGUACUGAAUCAUGGUACAACGUAACAUGUUACAAACGUUUUAUACAUUUAUAAUGUAUAAAAAGUUAGACCAAUCUUUUGCCAUCCACGAUUUUAUGAGGAAAAUUAAUUUAAUGGAACGAAAAAAAAGAAGAAACAAUAACACUCUGUGUACAUAAGAUGUUAAGGCAUUCGUAAUAUUAAAGCUUUACCAUUCUAUGGUGAAAUUACUCGUUUCUAUAAGUUAAAUUCACACUGUAUAUUUGCUUUUAGAUACUAAGCGAAUUCGAUAUCUAUCAAUCAAUCCAUUGAAUUACUAUCAUAAACAAUUUGUACGCAUUAUUACGUACAUUUACGUAACAUACGUACGUACAUUUUUGAUAAAUCAACUCUGUCCUUUCUUCUUUUUCUUUUCUUUUACUCGCAGCAAUAAUUGUUUAAUUUCGAUUUUAACAGUAGAAGAUUCUUUUAGAGGCACGAAAGAACCGCGGCUAUAUUUCUUCUGAACUGAAUAAAUUUGAUCUUACAGUGAAGUACACAUGUAUAUUGCACACAUUGCAUAAAAACAUUUCUACGAAUUAAUUUUCUUACCAUCGAGCAUUUUGUGACCCAAGGAACAAGAUUACACAUCGUUACCGUUUCAUUGAUAUUUAUUAUAAGAUAAACACAAGCUCAUCAUUACGAUAUACUUUGUUUAUAUUAACAUAUCCAAAUGGUUCUGAUGAAGUUAUUCGAGAGCUGCUUCAUUACAUUUGGCAUUGUAUAUUGUAGAUUGUACGAAGUAUUACGUGUAGAACUUUUAUGAAGAAGGAAACAUUAAACAUAAAACAUUUUGGAGCUUGAAAUGAUUUACUUUCUAUUUUCUAUUUUCGGCGAAUCAUACACGAUCAGAUCUGAUUUGCUUUUCGUUAUUGGUGGGUGCUACUUACAUUAUAUCGAAUAGUACUAUCUUUAAACAAAUUUACUUAUGUAAUUUUGUUUCCAUUAGUAUAAGUCUUAUACAUAAUGGUAAAAGUUUCAGGUUUCGUCUCUAAUCAAGAUCUUAUAUUGUAAUUUUAUACAAAUAUUUUAAGGGUAUCAUUGGAUAGUAUUUAAACAUUUGCUUUAUAAAAGUAAAUAACAGUACAUUUAUGUUAAAAUCCUCCAUUUAAUGGUAGUUCCAUACGUUUAGGUGUGUUAUUUAUUACUAUACAAAAGUUUCUAUUACUUUUUAGUUUAUCAUACUACUUUUAUCCCUUUGAUGAGUUUUCUUGCUGAACAUCGAGUACAUUAUAUUUCAAAGAUUUUAUUUAAAUUGUUAUUAUCUAUAAAUAUUCGAGUUUUAUAUGAAAAUAGUAAAAGUGUUUUGCUAAUUUACCAUUUUAAACUGAACAUGUGUCAUGGUUGGAAGAAAAAAAUAUGUUCUAGUUCUUUAGUUUCUUAAAUUGAUCGAGAUAAAAAGUCGUAUAAUUCGACAAUGAAAACUCAAAUCGGUAGCGCUUUUACAACUUUAGUGCGUAUAUAGCUAUUCCAAAAAACGGAUUAACAAUGUUUCAACAGCAUUAUUGUGUGGCAAUCAAUCAAAAGCAGUGUGUGCCCUAUUUUUGUAGCCCAGAGAUAUUUUUAAUAUGAAGAAAAUUCUGAUACUAUUUGUAGCAUUUUGCCCAAAAUGUAUAUAUACGUAUACAUUACAUAUACAUAUAUAUUUUAUUA
Megalopta genalis is the source of this 5441-nucleotide messenger RNA. RefSeq lists its product as uncharacterized. Gene Ontology annotation, biological process: regulation of transcription by RNA polymerase II. The record is from RefSeq and is a predicted model, not a curated record. Gene Ontology annotation, cellular component: nucleoplasm. NCBI's taxonomy places the organism in Eukaryota, Metazoa, Arthropoda, Insecta, Hymenoptera, Halictidae. Gene Ontology annotation, molecular function: DNA-binding transcription repressor activity, RNA polymerase II-specific; RNA polymerase II cis-regulatory region sequence-specific DNA binding.